Lasiosphaeria miniovina is the source of this 2583-nucleotide messenger RNA. RefSeq names its product topoisomerase II-associated protein PAT1. Gene Ontology annotation, cellular component: P-body. The transcript has 2 exons. Gene Ontology annotation, biological process: P-body assembly; deadenylation-dependent decapping of nuclear-transcribed mRNA. Bases 1 to 2583 code for a protein of 860 amino acids. The record is from RefSeq and is a predicted model, not a curated record. NCBI's taxonomy places the organism in Eukaryota, Fungi, Ascomycota, Sordariomycetes, Sordariales, Lasiosphaeriaceae. Gene Ontology annotation, molecular function: RNA binding.
AUGUCAUCCUUCGGCUUUGACAGCACGCGCCAUAACCCCGCUGCGACUGGGUUUUCUCAAGCCCGCAACCCAUUUGCCGGGCUCUCGAACCGUGAUGACGACGGUGACGCCCUCGAGUUUGAAGACACCUACGAUGGCUUAGGAGAUCAGCUAGACGAGACGGACGACGUUUUCAAUAAUGAUACAUUCGGCGACACGAGUGGCCUGACCUCUGCUCCGGUUGGCAAGGACUUUGACUUCUUUGGCCAGACCGCCAAGGUCGCAAACGCCAUCGAGGAAGAGCAUGUACGCUUUCAGCGUCAGCAACCGGCUUCCAAGGUCGUGCAGCCAGCCGCACAAACGUUCGCACGCAUUCCCACCGAAGCCCCGGUAUCUAGAUACGCCUCCCAGCCGGUGCCCUAUAAACCUGCGCGCACAGGGUAUGAAAAAUACAGCCAGGAACCAGUCGCUGAGCUUCAGGUUGAUGCGGCGCUCUGGGGUGUUGCGCCGAAGAAGCAGCCAACUCCUGCUGCUGCACCGGCCCCAGCCUCAGCUCCCGCUCAGGCUUCUUCCUCAACCCCGGCGCCCGCUGGCCGGAAGAUGAUGAGUCUUGAGGAGGUGGAGGCUCAAAUGCGCGCCCAGCCCAAGAAGCCGGCUCAACAAGCAACACCGUCUCCGGCGCCCCAGCCCCAAAUUCAACCGCAGAUUCCGCAUGACAAUGGCUACCAGUUUGCCCAGCCAGCUCAACCCCAGGCUGCUGGACAAGCGGAUCACCUGCGGCCCAAGGAGCAAUCUUUUCAUCCUGGUCACGGACACCCGGUAACUAUUCUCCAGAGGCCACAGUCGAAGCAUACGCCGCCGGCGCAACCUCUUGUCCAACAGCCUGUGACCCAGCCUGCUCUUCAUCAGCGUCUACCCCAACAGCCACCUAGUUCCGUUCAACCCGUUCAACCCACCCAGAUCCUGCAAAAUCCCAACCGGUUGUCUGGAGAUGCCGCCAAGUUUGGCCUACACUCGCAUCCAACGCCCCCGAUUCCUGGCAACUUCCCUGCGCAUCCUUCUCAUCGUCAGCAAGGCUCGUUCUCCCGGCAGCCCCUCGCCAACCAUUCAGCGCAGCUUUCACAGCUGACGGAAGAGGAAAAGAUGGCAUACAUGGACCAAGAAGCCAAACGUGCCAAGCGCAACCACAAGAUCUUUCUCAUGUCUCGCGACAAUGGCAUUAUGACACCGCAGGACAAGAACUUUGUUACUCGUAUUCAGCUUCAGCAGCUGGUUUCCGCUACCGGGAAUCCCAACGAGCAUGGGACGGAUGAGUCCCUCGCAGAAGACUUCUACUAUCAGGUGCACAACCAGAUACAGGGCGGCCAGCGCCAGCACCCGAGCCAGCCACUCAGUAAUUUUGCUCAAACAUAUCUGUACCAGACUGGUAGCCGGCAGGGCGGCUUACGCCGUCACAACCGUGGACCCGAGAACCACAUGCAACGAAUGGAACAACAGGUCCAGCGUGCCGUUGAAGCUGCCAAGAACAAGCCCAAGAACAAGCAGCUUGUUAUUGAGGGAAGUCUAGGGAAGAUCUCUUUCAGCAACGCCAAAACUCCGAAGCCGCUGCUUAACAUCAAGCGACACGAUAGCUCUAGCGAGGCCCAUCGUCCCAGUAGCUCGCACAGGAACGCCCAUGCUUUCCACGGAACAGACAAGAAGGGAGAGUUGCACUCCAUUGAGACCAUAUACUCUACGCUUAUGAAAAUGGAAGACCAUGACCGUCUCAUGCCUCCGCCUCCCUCCGACGACGCAGAUACUGAAGGUAUCCAGAGAUUUGUUGCCUGGAGCAACGAUGCGCAGGCCCUCAACAAGAAGCUCUGGAAGGCUCUUCGGGUUCACGACCACUCCGGUCCCGAUAACAUCCACCCGUUCAUCGCCCUUCUUUCGUAUGCCAAGGGUAAGAAAGCAAUGCAGCGCAUUUUCCGCCAUUCCACGCAGGAGCAGCGCACGACCAUCCUCACUCUCAUUGUUGUAAACCUCGACAACCUGGAUGUUGUUCGGAAUGCUCAAGUUACCACAGGCGAGAUGCAGCUUAAUUCUGCCAUGCGUGAGAACGUGGAACUCUUCUCAGUUGCCGUCAUGUCGACUCUGUUCACUUUUAUGAACGAGCUUGAUCUCGACCUUGUUGCCGGGGUGCUCGGUCUUGUCUGCACCCGGAACGUGGGUCUCAUCGCCAGGAGCAAGAUUGGCGUAUCGAUGCUCACCAUGAUCCUCAGCCGUGCUGAAAUUAUCAAGCAUGGAGGAGGAGGCAGCGAGCAAUCUUGGCGUGCUUGGGAUGCCACAUACUCGCAAUUCUUCGACCUGAUCGAACCCUCGCUUCCCCAUAUCUUCCCAGGGACAGUCCAUUCGGGCGAGGAUGUCUACGUCUGGCAGCUUCUUGCCGCCAUAGGCAUUGGAGCUGGCCCUGACCAGCAGCAGAGACUCGUACUUGCUGUCAAGGAUCGUGUCAUGGACACAGUUUCCCUUUCCAAGACGCUACCUCAAGACCUGGCCUCUCAGCGCCUCCAAAACGUCAACCUCUUCAUGCGUUCGAUCGGCUUGGAUGUCGAGCUCCUCCAAUGA